Pristis pectinata (smalltooth sawfish) is the source of this 9348-nucleotide messenger RNA. It is a transcript of the gene helz2a, whose product is annotated as helicase with zinc finger 2a. NCBI's taxonomy places the organism in Eukaryota, Metazoa, Chordata, Chondrichthyes, Rhinopristiformes, Pristidae. Gene Ontology annotation, molecular function: ATP hydrolysis activity; RNA nuclease activity; RNA binding. The record is from RefSeq and is a predicted model, not a curated record.
CGCUUCAUCUCUGUCAAUGCUUCACUACCAGGCAAGUCUGUCGCUGAAGGGACGCUCUAUUUAACGUGGCAGAUCUGUCUGCCGAAAAUGUAUUCUUUUAUUCUGAGGAGGACGAUUCAGCAUCUGAUCCUUCCAGAAGUUUAAAGGCACAGCGAGUUAAGAGGAAUGGAUCACUGAUGACGUCAGGUGAAGAUUCUCCACACCAAAAUCAAUGCUGCCCAGAAUAACAUUGCCAAUAAAACACGAACACCAGUCUCCUGCUGAAAAUCCCUGAAUGUGUUUACAGUACUUGUUUUGUAACUCAGUGGCUGAACGCGGAUUCCUCAUUAGAUGAUUAAAAACCAAACAGCAGAGAAUUCCUUGAUGUGCACAGUCUCUCUGAGUGAGAAUGAAAGGAGUGGAAGAUCUCUUCAAAGAGCUUGAUUUGCAGCUAAUUUGCUUUCAAUGUUCUGAGAAAACGAACGAGACCAGAGUUGUUGUCAAAAAUGUGAACCAUGAAUGCCAGCAUCUCCAGCUUGUUGCACGGAAGCAACAGGGCAUCUGGAGACUAAUUCGAAGGCGACCAACUUUCAUUAAUCCCGUGCGCUAUGAUGUAUGUUGGUUCUACAAGGAAGGUUCUGGCUGCAAGAAACAUGGGAAUACCUGCACUUUUGCAUGGAGUAAAGAAGAAGCUUUGGUAUGGAAUUAUGAAAAAGACAAUAAAACUGAACGAAACACCCUAAAGAAUUUAGUGGCUAAAAGAGCAAACAACAGAAAAUCAUGUUCAGGCACACUUUAUGCAAAACAGCAGAGAAUUGAGGAAAAAAUUGUUAAUGAGUUUGGAGGACAAUUUGUUGAAAUAUGUGAAAUCUGUUUCUAUAUGGUCCCUCAGAAAAUAGCUAUUCAAAGUUCAAAGGGCUUUUGUUCACAUUCACCACAGCAUAACUGGAACCCAUUGUUGGUCCAUAUCCAUGUGGGUGCCAAUGAUAUGAAGGAGUGCAAUGAAAUUAAAUCUGUCCCAUCUCAAGACAAAAUCCGGUAUUGUGAUAAAAUUCAGCGGGGAGAAUUAUGUCAACAUGGCUACAAUUAUUGCAGUUUUGCCCAUAGUGAAGUCGAAUUGAUGGUAUGGAAAUCAGAGAUGCAACAAGGUUUGAAGCGUUCUACCUUGCUUCAGAUAUCACUGCAACAGAACUGGAAUGGGCAACCUGGAGUGUCCCAGGUGACAGAAAACAAUGUUCAUUUCUACUGCAAAGUGUGUCUGGUAACCUUUUCUUCCCAGGAUGGAUUUGAGAAUCAUUGUUCAUCCAUAGAACAUGCUCAGAUGGUCUUGACAGACACUACUGUUGAGUGGAAACACCGAAAACCACCUCUUAAAGGAAAAAACUACCAAUUAUGUUCAAGGGUAGAUAUCUGUGAAUUUGGUGAGAACUGCAUUUAUGCUCACUCCUAUGAAGAGCUAGAAGAAUGGCUAAUGCGGUCAGAGGUUGGGCAAAGUCGGAAGAAAACAGCAAAAUAUCAAGGGCUUAUUUCCUUUCGGGACAGUUUCCUUGAGGAAUACAGGAACUGUGGGAAUGAAGUACUGAUUAUGUCGGAGGAAGUUGGUGAUAUAAUUGUAUCAUGUGAUCGUGACUUAAGGGUACCCCGUUACAAUAAAAAAAAUAAACUCAAGUGGAACUUCCAGAUACAAUCACAGAAAGCGUUGUUGAAUGUUGCUCUGUUGAAGAGAGAACCUGGUGCAAAAUUUUCACUGGAAGGAGAAAAUUUACCAAAAAAUUGUCUUAGUGCUGAAGGCAAAAAAUUCCAGUCAUCCAGAACUUUGUACUUCAUUGUAGUCUCAUUUGAAGCUGUGAGCAUAGGAAUUUACGAGCAAUGGGUUGUUUUUGAUUUUGGAGACCGACCUCUUCUUGUCAGGAAGAUUUAUAUUGGUAAAGAGGAUGUUCCUCAAAUACCCAAUAAUCCAACCAGUGAUUUCCAAUUCGUCAGCCUGGAGAGAUGGAACAGUGCCAAUAGAAGAAUAAUACCUUGCAUGGAAAGAACUGAACAAGAGCAUCUUGUGUUGCAGAAAUACAAGCCACCAUCUGUAACAUUGGAACACAAAACCAAAGACAUGGCAAAAAUUCCAAUAACACCUACAAAUUACAGAGAAAAAAUGCACAAUUUCCUGUACCAAGAGGAGCAGGCCGAAGCUGACAUAGUUUCAAGACUCAAUCUACAGGUGACCAUUUCAAUCACUGACAUACUGGAAGAAACUACGGAAGGAUUGAAGAUUGCACAAUCUGGAGAGCUCUUUGCUGUUGUUCCAACCCCCCCUGCUCUGACUAAUUCAAAUGAAGGUUUCCUAUUUAAGAGAGCAGUUAAAACUGCACUGUUAACACCAAACCCUUCCGCCAACAAUGAUGUUUAUGAGGUUGCCAUCGUCCAAGAGGCUACCACUGAAAGUCGUAUUGCUCUAAAGCUUUCACGGCGAUGCCACACGGAUCUUGAUUUCUGCAAAGGAAGCCGCCCUAAUGUAGAGAUUCAGUUUCAGUUAGACCGACUUACAUUUUGCUUCAGGCAUCAAGCUGUGGACAAGCUUCCAAAUGAGCAGAUUAUUUUUCCAGACUUUACCACCUGUUCCAUUCCGCAUUGUACUCAUGCCAUUCCAAUUGGAAAUCAAAAGCAACGUGAUGCUAUUGCCUUCAUUACUGGACAACCCAAUGGAAACAAAAUAGUGACCCCUCUUCUAAUUUAUGGUCCUUUUGGAACUGGAAAGACCUUUACCUUGGCAAAAGCAGCAAUGGAAAUAGUGAAGAGACCAGGAACUAGAUUGCUUCUAUGUACAGAUACUAACAGUGCUGCAGACUUGUACGUCAAGGAUUAUUUUCAUCAAUAUGUUGCUGAAUUUCCUGAAGCAAAACCCUUACGAUUGAAAUAUGUCAAGCAGAACCCCAUUCAUACUGACUUGAUCACAAAAAAAUACUGUUUAAUUUCAAACAAUUCAUUUACUGCACCCAACAAAUGUACCUUGGAAUCAUACCGUAUAGUCAUCACCACAUGCAUGGAGGCAAAAGUGUUCUCAGAACUUGAUCUUCCCUUUGGAUUUUUCACACAUAUUUUAAUUGAUGAAGCUGCUCAAAUGUUGGAAUGCGAUGCACUAAUUCCAUUGGGCAUUGCAGGAAGGGAGACUCGGAUUGUCUUGGCAGGGGAUCAUAUGCAAGUGACACCAAAGCUUUUUUCUGUUCAAGAUAGUGAGAUGGCAGACUACACCUUACUCAACCGCCUGUUCCAUUACUACAAGAGGGAAACACACGACAAGGCAGCUAAAAGCCGCAUAAUCUUCAAGGAAAACUAUAGGUCAGUGAAAGAGAUCAUUGACUUUGUGUCAGUCCAAUUUUAUGUGGGAAAAGUUGACGUUAUUCAAGCAAGUGGAGACAUUCGACGUCACCCGAAGUUCUAUCCUCUAACGUUUUGCCAUAUUCAAGGGAUCAGUAGUUACAGCUCUUCGAAUUUAUCCUGGUACAAUGAGUGUGAAGUUCGCGAAGUUGUUGGAAAGGUAGAAUCUGUUGUGAAAAGCUGGCCCAAUGAAUGGGGAAAACUGGAUCAAACGGAAAUCUGUGUUGUGUCCACUGAAACAUACCAGAUUCAGUGCUUGAGACAGAAGCUUAGAUUAAAUGGAUUCAACUCAGUAACAGUAGAGAAUGCCUUCAAUAUUCAAGGAAAGCAGUUCAGAGUGAUAAUCAUCUCUACAGUGCAUACUUGUGAAAGUAGCAUCUCUUCAAAGGGUGCUGGUCUAGAGUUUUUCAGUCAACCGAGGGUUUUGAACACAGCUAUGACACGGGCCCAAUCUCUUGUGAUAGUUGUUGGUAACGCUUUGGCUCUUUGCUCUGUUGGAAAUUGCAGUAAAAUUUGGAAGAAGUAUAUUCAGGAGUCUAUUGACAAUGGAAGCAUUUACCCAGAGGAUCUGUCAAUGGAGCAGAUUAAACAGACCAUUGCUGACAAUGAAUGCUGGGUUGUCAGAGAUGAAAGUGAAAGUGACAAUGACUCAUGUUAUUCAGAAAAAGACAUAGAUCCAAUAUUGCAAGAACUUCUGGAUGAGAGCAAGAAUGUAACAUUAACAGUAACAGAGGAAGGAUUUAUGGAUAUUGUUACAAUUGAGGAAAAAGAACAAGAGUGUAUGGGUAAUACAGUGUCCUUUCAGUCCUCUCAGAAGAAGCACAAUGUACAGUACACUGAUUACCCAAUAGAAGCCCUGGAAACACUGCUGUUAACUCAGCCUUCAAAAUAUAAGCGAUGUGAAAUAGUCAUGGAAAAGUUUUACAAAGGCUAUGCCAUCGCUCUUGAUGAUCCUCAGGCCACGCACAUUAAAAUAGAAGGUCGAGCUAAUUGUGGAAAAUCGUUUCCCGGUGAUCAGGUUUUGGUUGAAAUUCUGUCCCAGAACUCAGAGCAAGGUGACAUUCCUGAUGUAAAUGGAAAGAUAGUUGGUGUUUUGAGAACAGGUGACCUGCCAAGAAUCUUUGUCUGCAGAGUUGAUGACUAUGAUUCACAAGUCAUGGUUCCUAUCAACAAAUGUGUUACAAAAAUCUACACACCAUGGCAUAAUAAGUUACGCAACAUAAUCCCUAUUCGCAAAUUCAAGGAAGGUAAAAUUGUGACAGUAAGGACUAUAUACCUUACUGAAGAAAUAAAAAAAGAUAAUUUCUUUGUUGUUGAAAUACUAUGUUGGCGGGAAAGUUUUUACCUUCCCUUGGGAAUUGUUACUAAGGUACUCCCUGCGGCAGUAACAAUGGAUCGUGGAAUGGAAGUAUUGAACCUAGAAUAUCAAGUUCAUGACAGCUUUCCAAAGGAGAUUAUCAAGGAGUUGAAGGCACACUGUCAAGAAUCUAGAAAACACCCUGGUGAAAAUCGAAGGGAUUGCCGGGAGUACUUAACAUUUACAGUGGAUCCAAAGGAUUCCAAGGAUCUUGACGAUGCUAUUAGUGUGAGAGAGUUAGGUGAAUACUAUGAAAUAGGUGUUCAUAUCACAGAUGUAACAAGCUUUGUGCCAAGAGGUAGUUCCUUAGAUGAUGAAGCACAGAAACGUGGCAUUACUUAUUAUCCUCCUGCGAGAGAUCCAAUUCACAUGCUACCUCCAAAGCUGAGUCAAGAACUCUGCAGCCUCCUCCCAGGAAAAGACCGCAAGGUCAUCUCUUUGUUUGUUCAGGUACAAAAGGGUACAGAUAUAGUUGUAAAAGCAAACUUUUCACUUUCUCUUGCUCGAUCCGAUAGGAAACUUACCUAUGAAGAAGCAGAGGAUAUUAUCGAAGAUUUUAGUGGAAGUGAAUUGAGAUUUGAUACAUUGGAGGAUUCAAUUGCUGUAGCCUUUCACUUUGCCAGAAUUCACAGAAAGCACAGACUUCAUGAUGGUUAUUAUUAUGAAAGGCCUGAUGAACAGAGACAACUAGGAAAGAGACGGUCCCAUCAGAUGAUUGAAGAACUCAUGAUAAUGAUGAAUAGCUUUGUUGCUGAAUUCUUGACCAAUAAGAUGCAAACAAUGAAUGUGACACCAGUGAGAUGCCAGGGUCCUCCUGCUCAUCAGCAAAUGGUCAAUCUAAAGCAAAGGCAUAAAAACUUGGUUUGCCUUUCCAUUCAUCUAUCUCAUCUAAUGGAUGCUGGACCAAAUUUUCAAUCUCCAUCUUGUAAGGAAUUCCAGAUCUUGUCUUCCUUAUGGAACAGUCUGAUAAAAGCGGCAAAGGAUAAUGACAUUCACAAGUUGAUAGAUUUCAUUGCAACAGAUGACAUCCACCCAAAUCUUGCACCAGUAUCAUUAGAGCUGAGAAAACUCAUGCUCAAAUCCUUCUUCAUUCGAUCUAACUCAACAUUACUUUCAAAACAAGGGCAUUAUUGUCUUCACCUUGAAUCUUACACUUGGGCCACAUCACCAAUUCGGCGAUAUCUAGACAUUGUCAUCCAACGUCUCCUUACUCAAGUUUUAUGCAAAGUAAGUAUUCGAUACACCAAACAGGAAAUUGAUAAAUUAUGCAUCGACUUUAAUAGGAAAAAAAGGAGUGCUUCAAAUUAUGAAAGAGUAGCACAAAGUCUUCACUUGGCAACACAACUUAAAAAUCAAGUUCUGCAAAAGCUGGCAUUUGCUGUUAAUGUUGAACCAUUGACCAGGCACUUCGGUAUUGUGUUUCCUUUGAACUCUGAUGCUCUUACAGAGGUCCACUGCAUAAACUACAGAACUCUGCAGCUGGUGGAUCAACCUGCAUUUAAUGAGGACAUUAAAGCAAUGAAAUUAAUAUGGAAGAAAAGAGUCUACAGUUUAGAAACUCCAAGAAAAGCUUUCCUUCCGCCGGGGCUGUUCUGUAAUCCAAAUGUCCGUAGGAUUAGUGGUGACACUUGGCAGGAAUUUGUGAAAGCAAUCAGGUCAGAUGAAUUUUCCAAGGUAGCGGCCCUUGUCUUGGAGGAAGAGCAGAUGUGCCAAAUCUAAUGUGAUGCAAGAGUAUUUUGGCAGGAUAGAAGUAUCAGGGCCAACCUUCAACAUUAUGUAACAAUUUCUUUGGAAGUGAAAAAUGGUGAUGCAUUGCAAUUGCAACUGACUAAAGGAGUAAAAAAUGGAUUCUUGGUGCCAGCUGUGCAGUUGUUUAAUGUAACUCCAAUGUUUGAGAUUUGCGUGGAACAUGCAGAAAAUCCUGUUACCUGCUUUUCAGCGUAUGCUUCAAAGUCAACCCAAAAGAUCUACAAUGAUAUAAAGGAAUAUCAAGCAAUCUGGGGACCAUUGAGUGCGAUGGAAUCUGCAUCAAGUGCUGUGGCUGAAAAUGAAGUUAUAGUCAUUUAUGGUGUUAAGAUAGCCUGGAAAAACAAGAAUACACAAGGAAAAACUCUAUAUGGCUCUUUUUCUAUUCCCAAAGAACAUUGUAAAAAUUGGGCCAUUGGAAGUGCCCUGGCGAAGUGCUAUCUGUGUCUCCGCUGUAGGGGCUUGAAGCAAAAUGUGGGAAAUGAUCCGACCAAAAAUGAAGAGCCUCUUUACCAAAGUAUGAAGGAACUCAACGUAUCAGAAAAUUCUUCAGAACUAAAUAUUGACCCUAACAGUUAUAUUUGGGUGGCACAUGCUGUGACUCAAGAAUUUGCCAAUGAUGGUCCAAAACCCGAUAGAGAAUCCAACUUGAAGACAAACUUUACUGUACACCAAAUGCCCAUGGAUACCAUACCAGAGGAAGUAUUUCAGGAGGAUACAACAUUUGUUGUGGAAGUAAUUCCAAAGCAACUUCCUGAAAUACGUAAGGAGGAAGCUGUUCGGAAACUUGCUGAUGCAUCACCACUUGCUCAGAAUAUAGCAUUGGGUCGACAGAAACUUUUUAGAAUGCUACAAAACUUCAACCAGAAAAGCUGCAAGGUUCCUAAACUACCAAAUCUCAACCCCAGCCAAGAAACUGCAGUUCGUUCUGCUCUUCAACAUUAUUUUACACUUAUUCAAGGCCCACCAGGAACAGGAAAAACUAUGGUUGGAGUUCAUAUCGUAUAUUGGUUCCAUCAAAUGAAUUUGGAGCGUAAUGGGUCUACUUACCCAGCAGAAGCAGAUGGACAAAAUAGAAACUAUAUACUUUACUGCGGACCUUCCAACAAAUCUGUCAACGUUGUUGCUGAAUACCUCCUGGAGCUGAAGACAGAGCUGAAGCCACUCCGGGUUUACAGUGAGCAAAUGGAGAUGGUGGAUUUUCCAUAUCCUGGCAGCAACCUGCUGAUUUCUAAGAGGUCCAUGAGAGAAGCAAAAGCAAAAUCUCAACUUAGGCCAAUAACCCUACAUCACAGAAUCCGACUGUCCUCAAAUCCUCAUGGGGAAGCAAUAAAAGCUUUUGAUGCCAAGUUUCAAAAUGGAACAGAAGUGACAGAAGAUGAAAUUAGAGAGUACAAGAAAUUGCUUGACAGAGCUCGCAACCAUGAACUUAAAAAUCAUGAUGUCAUCCUUUGCACCUGUGCCACUUCUUCCAGCAGAACUCUACAAAAAUUACGAAUGCGUCAAAUCUUGGUGGAUGAGAGUGCCAUGUGCACAGAACCAGAAUUAUUGAUCCCUAUUGUUGCACAUAAAUAUGCAGAACAGAUUGUUCUUCUGGGAGACCAUAUGCAACUACGUCCCAUUAUAUCCAAUGAGUUCUGUAGACGCCUUGGCAUGGAGACAUCACUAUUUGAACGCUAUCAGCGCCAUAUUCAACAAGGAUUGCUCCUUGAUGUCCAAUAUCGGAUGGUAAGUAAAAUUUGCCAGUUUCCUUCUGAGAAGUUUUAUAAAGGGAAAUUAAAAACUGAUGAAAAUAUUGCAUCUCGCCCAAAAAGUGUCUUCUGUCACUCUGGGAAGAACCAUUGUCCGAUAAUCUUUGGGCAUAUGAUGGGAAAUGAAAUUAGUUUGAUGGUUUCGACAGAAGAGGGAAACGAGAAUUCCAGAGCAAACAAGCUAGAGGCUGAAAAUACCGUGAAUAUUGUGAAACAGUUGAUGCUUAACAAUAUCAAACCAAGCGACAUUGCAGUUCUGACACCCUAUAAUGCACAGGUGAUUGAGAUAAACAAACUGCUCAAUGCAAAAGGAAUUAAAGAGGUUACUGUAUGUACCAUCGUAAAAAGUCAAGGAAGCGAAUGGCGUUAUGUCAUCUUUUCUGUCGUUCGUUCUCUUCCAAAGAAAGAUAUUGAAACACAGCCUUCAAAAUCCUGGCUGAAGCAACAUCUGGGUUUUAUCACUGAUCCAAAUCAAGUGAAUGUUGCACUGACAAGAGCGAAGGAAGGCCUUUGUAUCUUUGGAAACGAGCAUUUAUUGAGCUGCAGUUAUCUCUGGAAGGAUCUGCUGGCACAUUAUAAGAGGAAGAAUAGUUUUGUGAAUGCAGACCAAAUUUUUGUGAGAAGAUAAUUAUGGUUCGAUAUCCUGAAAAGGAAUCCAAGGUUUUUCAGACUUGCUGAAAUGUUAAAAGUUACACAAACCAGCUUUUCGAUUCCAGUUCUGGUCUACCAACAAGCUUUAUUUUAUUUCAUUUUACUUCCGUACCACAACUGAAAGUGACAGUUCAUUUACAGGGUUACUUAAUCAUUGUCUCACUUUUUCUCAGUGCAGAUAUAAAGGAGUUGAAAUUUAUUCAGAUUUUAUUGUCCUUGCUCUCUGAAUGUAUUUACUGCAGACUAUCCAAAAUGAGAGUAUUUUAACUUAGAUGUAAGUUUAUAAAAAGGUUGUUUAGAUUUAUAAAAUAAAUUGUAUAUUGUGAAUCUUUUUUAUUCAGAAGCACAUUCAGCACUUUUUGCUUAGAAGUUAAUGUGAUCUGUAAUACAUGAACUGAUUUACUACAUUCCUAGCUUUUUAAAGUCUUUAAAAGCAUCCACAUUUUAUGGGCAAAUAAAUGGCAGUGUUACACUGCAAUUAAACAACUUGAU